Vigna angularis (adzuki bean) is the source of this 1314-nucleotide messenger RNA. Its product is annotated as putative serine/threonine-protein kinase-like protein CCR3. NCBI's taxonomy places the organism in Eukaryota, Viridiplantae, Streptophyta, Magnoliopsida, Fabales, Fabaceae. Gene Ontology annotation, molecular function: protein serine/threonine kinase activity; ATP binding. Gene Ontology annotation, biological process: protein phosphorylation. The coding region runs from base 1 to 1314 and encodes 437 amino acids. The transcript has a single exon. The record is from RefSeq and is a predicted model, not a curated record.
AUGGCGAAUUCAGGAGCAUCCCUUGUGCACGGUUUUGCUUCGAUAGUGGAAAAUGCUCUCAGAAGUAUCGGAGGAGAUUUGGGAGGAUUUCCUUUGCAGGAUUUUUCUUUGGCAGUGGAGAAUGCUUUGAGUAGUAUUGGAGGAGAUUUUGGAGCAUUACCUGUUCAUGGAUUUGCUUCUAUAGUGAACAAUGCGAUGAGAAGUGUUGGAGGAGACUUGGGAGCAAUGCCCGUGCAUGGUUUUGCUUCGGCAGUGGAGAAUGCGAUGAGAAGUACAGGAGGAGAUUUGGGAGCAUUGCUCGUGCAUGGUUUUGCUUCUGCAGUGGAGAAUGCGAUGAGAAGUACUGGAGGCGAUUUUAGAGCCUUGCCCGAGCAUGGUUUUGCUUCGACAGUGGAGAAUGCCAAUGGAGAUUUGGGAAUGUCUCAUUCCCCCGUGCCUGAUUUUCAAUUAUUCAGCCUAGUUGAGCUUGCAGCAGCCACCGACAAUUUCUCAGCGGGCAACAGGAUUUGUGUUGGAAGCUAUAGUGUUGUGUACAUAGGCAAACUCGUUGAUGGUAGUGAGGUUGCAAUAGAAAGGGUAGAAACGGGGUUGAGUAGAACGCCUGAAGAGGCCUUCUGGUGGAGGAGAAUGUCUAGUUCGACCUUUUUGCCCGGUUUACGCCCCAAGAACUUGGUUGGGCUGGUUGGCUUGUGUGUAGAGAAAGAUGAAAGAGUGUUGGUGUACGAGUGCAUGAAGAAUGGAUCGUUGAAUGAUCAUUUACAUGACAAGCGGAUCAAUGUGUUGAAUUCGUGGGAGAUAAGGAUAAAAAUUGCUUUGGAUGCUUCCCGAGGAAUAGAAUAUCUUCAUAAGUAUGGAAUUCCAUAUACUGUUCAUGGAGAUAUCAAGCCUUCCAACAUUCUUCUUGAUGCUACCUGGACGGCAAAGGUGUGUAACUUUGGGAAGGUAGCAGGAAGCAUUGGAUACAUUGAUCCUGAGUACUCAACUUUUGGUGCGUUGACAGAAAAGAGUGAUGUGUAUGGAUUUGGAGUUGUGUUGCUUGAACUUCUAACAGGAAAGAGAGCUGCAUAUGGGCAAAGUAGGAAAAAUAGAGGCACCAUAUUACAUGUACCCUUUGCAGAGGCUGCUAUUUUGGGUGGAGAUUUUGUGAAAAUUUUGGAUACAAGGAUUGGAGAACCCUAUCUCGGUGAAGCAGAGGCUGUGGAGUUAGUGGCUCAUACUGCCAUGAAUUGUGUAAAUGUGGUAGGGAAGUUUAGACCAACCAUUUCUCAAGUUGUGGUCAAUUUGGAGAGGGCUUUAGCUUAUUUCUUGUGCUAG